AUGCCUCCCACGACGCCGCGCCUGCGGAUUCUGUCAGGUGCGUCCACGUCCGCCCUCAUCAACUCCCCAUCACGAUACCGUGCGCUGCGAGCUGCCUCGUCCAGGAGCUCUGCGCUGGCACAGAAAGAGCGCCUAGCGCAACAUACCCGCUGCAUCUCACCAUUCUCACCAUGCAAUUGCACACGAGCUGACAGUUGCUGUGCACAGUCGGCGGUAACGCUGUGUCGGCCUUCCUUUCGUGGCGUCUAUCUGCCACGCAGGCUUGCGACGUGACGCUGGUAUGGAAGAACGGCUUCGACGCGGUUCAUCAGUACGGCAUUUCAUUCAGGUACGCUGCCAAUGCCUCAUCCUGCACAUGCACCGCUCCAGUCAUCUGACCUUUCUCUCUACAGGUCAGACAAGUUCGGCAACGAGAGAUUCAAGCCUCGACAUGGUAAGCACCCAUUCCUGCAUACGAAUACUCGAUGGACAGACAACUGACUGUGCCGUAGUGGUGCGAGUACCAGAAGAAGCCGCCGGCCCUUCGCGAGCUUCUUUCGACUACGUCCUGCUAUGCGUCAAGGCCUUGCCCGAUGUCUACGAUCUCGCCUCCGUCAUCGAGUCCGUCGUCUCGCCCCAGCAUACCUGCAUCCUUGUCAACACCACACACACCCUUGGCAUCGAGUCGUAUCUGGAGCAACGCUUCCCCACAAACGUCGUGCUUUCCCUCGUGUCAGGAGCAGAGAUCACCCAACUCGGCGCCAGCGAGUUUGAACACAAGGGUUCAACAGAGCUUCAUGUGGGAGCUGCCAACAAGAAUCCAUCUAUACCCGCAUCCAUACAGGGAGACAUGGCCGAAGCGCUCGCGAUGACGCUCAAGUCCGGCCAAGUCGAUUGCGAGGUUUCCCCAAACAUCCGGCAACAACAGUACGAGCGCAUGACGGGGUAAGCCUACAACAAACGCCAAUGCCACCUCUCUUGCUAACAAAAGACAGACCAAUUGCCUUCUAUCCCAUCAGCGUCCUUUUCGAGACGCCCGUCCACGCUGCGCUCUUGGAGAAGAAUGGUGUCCGCUCGCUCGUCACGGGAGUAAUCGAUGAACUGAUGAACCUCGCUCAGGCCCAGGGGUGCAGUUUCACGCCCGACUUCAAGGAAACCACCAUGGAGAAGAUGAUUGUCCCGUCUGAGACUAACAGCAUCAUGUAUCAGGACUUCACCGCGCGAAGGCCAAUGGAGGUGGAGACUUAUCUCGGCUCUCCCAUGAAAUUGGCACAAGAGAUUGGUUUACAGGUUCCAAGGAUCGAAACUCUCUACGCGCUGCUUCACAACGUCAACACCGUCAAUCAGACAAGGCCGCAACACGCAGCAGGCCCGCCAUCACCUCCCCCGCAACCAACACCCCGGAUGUCGUCUGCUCCAAUGCCGAACGGACCUCCAAUGCCAUUUCCCAACGGCCGCGGGCCUCCACCAUCGAUGCGUAAUGGCAUGAGACCAGGCAAUCGUGCGCCAUCCCAAGCUGGAGGACCUCCGGGCAUGCGCAGAGGCCCACCGUCGAUGAGCGGCUAUCCACCGCCUGGGAGAAUGAAUGGAAACGGAUGGGCCGGGCCACGCGGCCCGCCACAGCAAAAUUCGAGGCGUCCCUCUUUCGAAGGGAACGACUUGGAAGAGUUUAGCCACUUGAUGCUCUACGACAACAUGCCAGAUGGCGGUGAGCAUUUCGACGGAAUGCCAUCAGCACCAUCGGGCGAUCUGGGUUUGAGAGAAAGAGAACUGGCACUGCGCCAAAAGGAGCUUGCCCUGCGGGAACGAGAAUACCACAUGCGCUCCGGUGGACGCCGGGUGCCGCCACCCCGAGACGCGUAUGACGAGGACGAGGAGGACGGUGACGACUUCUUCGAUCCGUCAAUGGUGCCAGCCGGCCCAGGAGUCGACCCAGACCAGAUCGACAUGAUGAGUGUGACUUCCCGACGCACCAGGAAGGCGCCGAGUGCAAGCCAACUUCGCAACAACCCUGAAAUGAUGGGCGCUGCUCCAGCUGUCCGCUCCAGUCGCGGUCCCAUGAUGAGGAGACCGAAGAUGCCAAACCGAACCAGCGCGGCGCUCAUGUCGGAGAUGCCCAACUUACGCGAGGAGCUCAUGAACAACCCGCUCAUGGGCUAUUCGUCUGAUCGGUUUGGUACAGUUGACAGAAUGAAUAUGGGACAGGAAUCGCGAGCAAACUCGCUCACGGCGGAGCGCCUCAACGAACUACAGCACGGUGGGCCGCCUAAUGGCUUCCCGCCGCACCCCAACGGCUAUCCGAUGAACAGACGCGGCAGCCAGUCGCCGGGUAACCCUCUCAGCCCUGGACAGCGACCGCCGCAACGACCAUCCCCUCCCAAUGGCUACGGCCCUCCCGGGCGUAAUGGUCGACCGAGUCCACCGGGCAUGAGGCAACCAGUGCCUCGCCAUCCGCCUGGACAUGGCAAUGCGGUCGCUCCGCAGCAAAUAGAGCAACAAACAGGGGUGAGCAACCUGUACCCACCGAAAAGCGGUCCUCCAAAUCAAGUACGCAGUCUGACAGGUUCUGCGAGCGCCAGCACGGGGAGUGGUGAUAGCAACCGCUCCGCACGCAUCGAUUCCGAGCCCUCUGCCCACACGUCGAGCAGCAGUCUGGGCCCAAGACCGCCGGUCGGAGUCCGUUGA
Messenger RNA from Lecanosticta acicola, 2664 nucleotides. Lineage: Eukaryota; Fungi; Ascomycota; Dothideomycetes; Mycosphaerellales; Mycosphaerellaceae. The record is from the annotation of a GenBank genome assembly.